CAUCAGAAUCCACCACGCGAUUUAACCUGAUUAGUGAGGGGUGAGGUGACCUGUUAACUAAGUUACUCUUUGAUUAUCAUCUUCUUCAUUGAGGUGGGUUUGAGUUUGAGCUGUUGUUGAUCGCUCUCGACUCGACUUGAGGAGAGAAAUAUUCCUCCAUCAAUCGCCAAUGGCAGCCAUCUUAGCUCGCAAGUCUCUCUCUGCGCUUCGCUCUCGUCAGCUCGCUUUGGCGGGACAAGCGUUGCAGAGUCAAAGCUAUAAUGGGACAGGGUUCAUCACGCGCUCAUUCGCCACCAAACAGUCAUUUUCCACUGAUAAAGAUGAUAAAGAAAGAGAGAAGCUUGCUAAGGAGAUGUCCAAGGAUUGGAACUCUGUUUUUGAGCAAAGCAUAAAUACGUUAUUUCUCACUGAGAUGGUUCGUGGUCUGAUGCUGACACUCAAGUACUUCUUUGACAAGAAAGUUACUAUCAACUAUCCAUUUGAGAAAGGUCCUCUGAGCCCUCGUUUUCGUGGAGAACAUGCCCUCCGACGCUAUCCAACUGGUGAGGAACGGUGCAUUGCCUGUAAACUCUGUGAAGCUAUAUGCCCAGCUCAAGCAAUCACAAUUGAGGCCGAGGAGCGAGAAGAUGGAAGCCGUAGAACAACCAGGUAUGACAUUGACAUGACAAAAUGCAUCUACUGUGGAUUCUGCCAAGAGGCAUGUCCUGUUGAUGCCAUAGUUGAAGGACCCAACUUCGAAUUUGCAACAGAAACUCACGAGGAGCUUCUGUAUGAUAAAGAGAAGCUGCUCGAGAAUGGAGAUCGAUGGGAAACUGAGAUUGCAGAGAAUCUCAGAUCUGAAAGCCUCUAUCGUUGAUUUCCCUAAUGAUUUACUUCCCCAUUUCCUGCCAACCUUGCAUGAAUCAUCUUGACUUAUAAAAGUUUGAUAAAUAAACAGAUCCGCUCACGGGCUUGAAUUUGGAAUGUUGUUUGACUUUUAUUUUUAAACUAAUCCAUCCUACAUUCUGAUGUAUGGAUCAAAACGAUAACUAUUUGAGGUAAGUUAUUUUGUUCCUCUCUGUGCAAUGAGCACUGAAGGAGUUAUUUUUUAUCAAAA
This is a messenger RNA of Cornus florida, 1096 nucleotides long. RefSeq names its product NADH dehydrogenase [ubiquinone] iron-sulfur protein 8, mitochondrial. Lineage: Eukaryota; Viridiplantae; Streptophyta; Magnoliopsida; Cornales; Cornaceae. The record is from RefSeq and is a predicted model, not a curated record. The transcript has 8 exons. Gene Ontology annotation, molecular function: 4 iron, 4 sulfur cluster binding; NADH dehydrogenase activity. Gene Ontology annotation, cellular component: membrane. Gene Ontology annotation, biological process: mitochondrial respiratory chain complex I assembly; mitochondrial electron transport, NADH to ubiquinone. The coding region runs from base 170 to 856 and encodes 228 amino acids.